Messenger RNA from Humulus lupulus (European hop), 3058 nucleotides. RefSeq names its product oxysterol-binding protein-related protein 1D. NCBI's taxonomy places the organism in Eukaryota, Viridiplantae, Streptophyta, Magnoliopsida, Rosales, Cannabaceae. The coding region runs from base 436 to 2868 and encodes 810 amino acids. Gene Ontology annotation, molecular function: sterol binding. Gene Ontology annotation, cellular component: intracellular membrane-bounded organelle; membrane; cytosol. The transcript is spliced from 8 exons. The record is from RefSeq and is a predicted model, not a curated record.
GCUUAUCCUACGCCAUUCACGCUUCUCUUUACAAUUUUUUAUUGUUAAAAAAAAAAAAACUAAGCAGUGACCCAGUGAGUGUCUGCCAUGGAUCUGUGAGCUCAGCUUGUUCCAUUUUUGUUUUUAUUUUUAUAUUCAUUUAUGAGAUCUAUACUAUAAGCUCCUCCGUUACGUUUUACGAUCUUAUUCUUAUGUCAUUUGUGGAAACUUCCGUUUUCGGUGGUUGCCCAAGUCGUGCUCCAAACGGGACUUGAGUUCGGCUUACGGAGUCCGACCCGAAUGGUCACAGUACAGUGCUACCGCUACCACUACUACUACGACUAUGACUGCUUCAUAGGAGUCUCUGCGCGCUCGAUCGGCAUGGUUUUGGGUCCGGCAUUAUCGUGAUCGGCCUUGUCUUUGGGGGUUUGGUUGAAUGUUUCAGUGUUGCCUCUGAUGAACCCGCUUUGCUGCAUUGCUCCGGUUUCGAUCGACCGUGACCGGACCAAUCCUGUCGUAGGGAAAUCUCCGGCUCAGUGCCCUCAGUUAGGGAUCGAUGCUUCGAUCAGAAGCGUUAGCUAUGGUACGAAGCCGAGCUUAUCGGUUCAGGUAUCGUCUGUCGGUACGGAAUCGGAUAAAGCGUCGGCGACACUGAACCAAGAGGUGGAGGAUACGGUCACCGAGGCUAGGGAUUCGAAGGUGUUUGGUGGUGGUGGUGGUAGUGUGGCUGGGAUUUUGUAUAAAUGGGUGAAUUAUGGGAAAGGUUGGAGGUCGAGGUGGUUUGUGCUUGAAGAUGGAGUGCUUUCGUACUAUAAAGUUCACGGACCAGAUAAGAUUUUGAUGAGCCCGGCGAGGGAGAAGGGUCUUAGAGUGAUCGGAGAGGAUUCGUUGAGGUAUAUGCGGAAGGCUAAUUGGGGUAGCAGUAAUCGACUUGGUGCGUCGGCUAGGCCUUGCAAGCCAUUUGGGGUAGUUCAUUUGAAGGUUUCUUCAAUACGUGCAAGCAAAUCUGAUGAUAAAAGGCUUUCAAUAUUUACUGGAACAAAGACUCUUCACUUGCGUUGUGUAACUAGAGAGGAUAGAGCUGUAUGGAUUGACGCACUGCUAGCUUCUAAAGAUCUUUUUCCUCGAGUGUUGACGAGCUGUGAUUUUGGGGCUUCAGAAGAUGUUGUUGUUUCAACAGAGAAGCUAAGAUCAAGACUAGUGCAGGAGGGGAUUGGUGAGGCAGUCAUCAAGGACUGUGAAUCAAUUAUGCUUUCAGAAACCUCAGAGCUGAAAAAUCAAUUGAAGACUCUUCAGCAUAAACAUGUUCUGUUGUUGGACACGUUGAGACAGUUGGAGACAGAGAAAAUUGAGCUGGAAACUACUGUUGUGGAUGAAACAAAGGAACGCGAGUCAUAUUGUGGACAAGGGAAUAGGAGGUUUAGUGAUUUCUAUUCUGUCAUGUCCGAGGGUAGUGCAUCUGAUUCUGAUGCAGAUAAUGAAAGUCAAGAUGGAGCAGAUAUUGAAUCAGAUGAGGAAGAUGGAACGUAUUUUGAUACAAAUGACUUUUUGUCUGCUGAUUCUUUGAGAAGUGCUUCUUAUCGGAGUAGGGAAGGUACUGGAAAUGGUUGUCUAUACGAAAAGGAUUCUUUCUUUUCUGAUAGAUUGCGUGGAUUUGAGAGUGAGAUCAGGAUGGUUGAAUAUCCAUUUGUUAAAAGAAGGGAUAACUUGCCAGAACCAAAGGAGAAAGAGAGGCCAAUUGGACUUUGGUCAAUUAUCAAGGACAAUAUUGGAAAGGAUUUAUCUGGAGUCUGUCUUCCUGUUUAUUUUAAUGAACCUCUCUCUUCAUUACAGAAGUGUUUUGAAGACCUGGAGUAUUCGUACUUGGUUGACCGGGCAUUCGAAUGGGGAAAACAGGGAAAUGACUUAAUGAGAAUUCUAAACGUUGCAGCCUUUGCUGUAUCCAGCUACGCUUCAACAGAAGGUCGGCAGUGCAAACCCUUUAAUCCUCUCCUUGGAGAGACAUAUGAGGCUGACUAUCCAGAUAAAGGACUUCGGUUCUUCUCUGAAAAAGUGAGUCACCACCCUAUGGUUGUUGCUUGUCACUGUGAAGGACAAGGCUGGAAAUUCUGGGCAGACUCCAAUCUCAAAGGCAAGUUUUGGGGUCGUUCUAUCCAACUGGAUCCUGUUGGUGUCCUUACACUGCAGUUCGAUGAUGGUGAAACAUUUCAGUGGAGCAAGGUUACCACUUCUAUAUACAAUAUCAUACUUGGAAAAUUUUAUUGUGAUCACUACGGCACCAUGCGGAUCAAGGGCAGUGGCACAUAUUCAUGCAAGCUCAAAUUCAAAGAGCAGUCUAUCAUAGACCGUAACCCACAUCAGGUGCAUGGAUUCGUGCAAGACAACAAGACGGGAGAAAAAGUAGCAAUGUUAGUGGGCAAGUGGGACGAAGCAAUGUACUAUGUGCUGGGAGAUCCAACUACAAAGCCAAAAGGGUAUGAUCCAAUGACCGAAGCUGUGCUACUGUGGGAAAGAGACAAGUAUAUGACCAAGACGAGAUACAAUCUCUCACCUUUUGCGAUAUCUUUGAAUGAACUGACACCUGGCCUAUCGGAUCAAUUGCCUCCAACUGACUCAAGGCUUAGACCAGAUCAAAGACAUCUUGAGAAUGGGGAUUAUGAAUUGGCUAAUGCAGAAAAGUUAAGACUCGAACAGCUACAAAGACAGGCUAGAAAAUUGCAGGAGAGAGGAUGGCAGCCGAGAUGGUUUCAGAGGGAUGAGGACGGUUGUUAUCGAUACAAGGGUGGGUACUGGGAAACUAGGGAGCAAAGGAAUUGGGAUGGAAUUCCUGAUGUAUUUGGCCAGAGUACUGAUAUGCCUUCAUGUUCAGGAGAAGAGCAAGAAGAGUAAUUCUGGUCAGACAUCAUUAUAAUAUUUUGGUUUCUUCAAUUUUAUAUCUAUUUAUCUAUUUAUUUGCCUGUUUUCUUCCGAGAAUGCGAGUUUAGUGUAGACCAAGUUUAUAUAAAGGAACUCAUCAUUCUACAAGGUGUAUUAUUGUAAUUGCUUGUUUUGAAAAGCUCUUUCAUUUGUUGUUGUUGUU